Trachymyrmex cornetzi is the source of this 612-nucleotide messenger RNA. RefSeq lists its product as uncharacterized. Bases 1 to 612 code for a protein of 203 amino acids. The transcript has 2 exons. Lineage: Eukaryota; Metazoa; Arthropoda; Insecta; Hymenoptera; Formicidae. The record is from RefSeq and is a predicted model, not a curated record.
AUGAUACCAUGGCCUGACCGGGAGAUGAUACGAUCUAAUAUGCCUAUUGCUUUUAAAAACUUCAAUACCACACGAAUUAUAAUGGAUUGUGCAGAAAUUCCUAUUGAAAAACCACAUUGUGUCAAGUGCAGAAUAUUGACUUAUUCAAAUUAUAAAAAACGCCAUACAAUCAAGUGGAAUGUUGCCUUGACGCCGUCUGGUCUUAUAGUACAUGUCAGUAGCAGUUAUGGAGGUAGAUCAUUCGAUAAAUUUAUCGUUAUUGAUUCUGGAAUACUUGACAAGUUAGAUCCUUAUGAUGCUGUAAUGGUGGACAGAGGCUUUCUAAUUGAAAAUGAAUGUUUACAAAGACAUCUUAUUCUUAUACAACCACUUUUUCUAAAGAAAAAGCUACAACUUUCAAAGGCAGAAGCACUUCGUAUUGCUGAAAUAGCCCAAGCAAGAGUACAUGUGGAACGAGUUAUUCAAAGAUUGAGGGAGUUUUCUUUCUUGUCUGAUGAAGUACCAUGGAACUUAAUCACAUAUUUUGAUGAAAUCUUAAUAAUUAUGGCAGCUAUUGUAAAUCUGAGUGCACCAGUACUCAACAUGACAAAUAUUCGUAAAUUUAUUCUUUAA